This is a messenger RNA of Cajanus cajan (pigeon pea), 2169 nucleotides long. RefSeq names its product endoglucanase 11. Lineage: Eukaryota; Viridiplantae; Streptophyta; Magnoliopsida; Fabales; Fabaceae. The record is from RefSeq and is a predicted model, not a curated record. Gene Ontology annotation, molecular function: hydrolase activity, hydrolyzing O-glycosyl compounds. Gene Ontology annotation, biological process: carbohydrate metabolic process.
GAGAAGUGAGAAGGAAAAAAAACGUCCCUUGGUAAUAAAUGGAGAAAAUAGCUAGAUCGAAAGCGAGUAGAAUUUUAACAAGAGUCAACGGAGGAAGGUGUUUUUCCUUAUUUGGGUGACAGAGGCGAGAGGGUGAUCCAAGUGCACCAAAAUUCACCCUUGCGUGCCAGAAACAAGUGAAAGUGGUGGGGAUUUCACCUUCUCAGUUCUCACUUUGUGGGGCUCUCUCCUAAAAUGAUCACACCCUAUGUUAGAUACAUCCUAGGCACACACAUAUCUAACCCUUUUUAAAAUCACAAUUCAAACCCUCACUUGUGUGCUAGCUAGUGUGGUGAGCCUUCACUUUUUUUCCAAUUCCCUUCACUCCUAAAAACUUUAGGAGGGAAGGGGGGGCAAUGGAGCCACAAAACAAACACCAUUUUGGAACUUCCAACAUCCCCAUUCUAGCACACCAUUGCUGUCUCAUUAGCCUCUUCUUCUUCACAAUCUUCACUAACACCCAAGCCUUGGAUUAUGCUGAUGCACUUUCAAAGAGCCUCCUUUACUUUGAAGCACAACGCUCUGGGAGGAUUCCUUAUAAUCAGCGUGUCGCUUGGCGUGACCAUUCUGGCCUCACUGAUGGCCUAGAGGAAGGGGUGGAUUUGGUUGGAGGGUACUAUGAUGCGGGGGAUCAUGUGAAAUUUGGUUUACCAAUGGCUUUCACCAUCACAAUGCUCUCAUGGGGUGCCAUAGAGUAUAGGCAACAAAUUGAAGAAGCAGGUGAAUUGGAACACACAUUGGAGGCAAUCAAAUGGGGCACUGAUUAUUUCAUCAAGGCUCACACUAGCCCCAAUGUGCUAUGGGCAGAGGUGGGUGAUGGUGACACUGACCAUUAUUGCUGGCAACGGCCAGAGGACAUGACAACUUCACGGCGAGCAUUUAAGAUAGAUGAGAACCACCCUGGUUCAGAUCUGGCCGGAGAAACUGCAGCAGCUAUGGCAGCUGCAUCCAUUGUGUUCAGAAAAACAAACCCACAUUAUUCUCACUUGCUCCUACACCAUGCCCUUGAGUUGUUUGAAUUCGGAGACAAGUAUAGAGGAAAUUAUGAUGCUAGUGUCGGAGUGGUAAAGAGCUACUAUGCGUCGGUGAGUGGAUACAUGGAUGAGUUGUUGUGGGCUGCCACGUGGCUCUACAAAGCCACCGACAACAAAGAGUAUCUUGAGUAUGUUAUUUCCAAUGCUCAAAACUUUGGUGGCACUGGUUGGUCCAUAUCAGAAUUCAGCUGGGACGUUAAAUAUGCUGGUCUUCAAGUCAUGGUUUCCAAGUUCUUAAGCGAAGAAAAACACAAGAAGCACAGGAAUGUGCUGGAACAAUAUAGAUCAAAAGCAGAGUACUACAUAUGUUCAUGUCUCAACAAAAACAAAGAUGGCGAUAACUUGGAACGCACCCCAGCAGGGUUACUCUAUGUCCGACAAUGGAACAACAUGCAAUAUGUUUCAACAGCGUCAUUUCUUCUCUCGAUAUACUCUGAUUUCCUUCGAAAUACAAACCAAAAGCUCAAUUGCCAUGGGGGCACAGUGGACCAUGAAGAAAUUCUCAAUUUUGCCAAAUCACAAGUUGAUUACAUUUUGGGCUCUAACCCAAGGAACAUGAGCUAUUUAGUGGGCUAUGGCCCAAACUACCCCAAAAGGGUGCACCAUAGAGGGGCAUCCAUUGUGUCAUACAAAAAGAAUAAAGGGUUCAUAGGGUGCACCCAAGGGUAUGAUAAUUGGUAUGGUAGCCAAGAACCUAACCCUAAUGUUCUUGUUGGGGCUUUGGUGGGUGGGCCUGAUGGUCAAGACAAUUUUGAGGAUCGGAGGAACAAUUAUAUGCAGACUGAGGCUUGCACAUAUAAUACUGCCCCUUUAGUUGGUGUUUUUGCAAAGUUGUUGCAUAUAGAAAACCUAAAAUUGGUUCGUGAUUGUGAUUCACUUUUGGUUGCUUCCUUUAAGUGAUAUAGACAUAGUAAACAAAAGUAAUAAUACAGUAUAUGUUUCUCAUAAGUCAAAAGGCCAACUUUUUUUUUUUUUUCAAUUAUUUUUUCCUCAUUCAUGAGUGAUUUGUGCUUUGGCUGAGAUUUUCUGGCCUCAAAUUAAUGUACUUUCAAUAUAAACAAAUCUAUAAUCUUCCCAUUCAGACUAAUGGAAUCAA